Cinara cedri is the source of this 1702-nucleotide messenger RNA. The record is from the annotation of a GenBank genome assembly. Lineage: Eukaryota; Metazoa; Arthropoda; Insecta; Hemiptera; Aphididae.
AUGGGGAUGCCGCGUGAAUAAUCCUCAAGGAGUCACCUUAUACAACUUUAUAAACACAAAGAGAUUUAAAGUUCUAGCUCCACCUGAUCCAACCUACUGACCUUAUUCCGCCCGUAAAAUUCCAGAUAUUCUUAAUAUUUUUGUGUCCAAAUUACCAAACAAUUUAUUCCACACUACUAAAAACUUGCUUGAUCUAAAUUCUGACCAUUCAUCGAUACUCCUAACUCUCAAUACUUCUCCUUCUGUUAAAGAAUCCAAUAAAUUAUUCAACAAAUUCACAGAUCAUUUUAAAUUUCAUGAAUUAGUCAAUACAAAAACUAAGCUAAACACAAAAUUAAAAUUUCCCAAUGACAUAGACUUAGCGGUCCUCAACCUCACCAAUAUAAUACAAACUUCAGCAUGGUCUGCUACAAACACUACUCCAGUACCUUCUUCAGCUAGCCCACUCCCAGAGUAUAUAUGCAACAAAAUUGUAAAAAAAAGAAGAGCAAGAGCUCUACCAGCACAUGCGUCUACCAUCCCAUAAACUUUAUUACAAUAAACUAGCUAAUUCAUUAAAAAAAAUUGCUCACCAAAUUUAAGUCAAACAUAUGGCAAAAUCACUUAAUGAAACUAACUCCCAAAGAUGGUAGCCUAUGGAGAGAAAUAAAGCAAUAACUUCGCUAUAAAUCACCUAAUCUCCCUAUUAAACAAUCAGAUGGCAGAUUAGCUACUUCGGAUAUCGAAAAAGCUGAACUUUUUAAGGAUCAUCUUCAUAAUACAUUUCAACCACACGCUGAUAUUAUAGAUGAUGAAAACAUAAUCUAGUUGAUUGUCUCUCCCUGUCAAGUCAUUUACACCCAAUGAUGUUAAAUAUGCUAUACAAAAAUAUUCAUCAAAAAAAUCACCAGGCUUUGAUUGCAUUACUGCAGAUGUAGCCAGAUCCCCUCCAUCUAGAGCCAUCGUUCACAUCACUCAUAUAUUUAAUGCUUCACUUAGACUUUCUUAUUUUCCCCUACUGUGGAAAUUUGCAUCUAUAAUCUUAUUUCCAAAACCAAACAAACCACCAGACAUACCAUCAUCACACCGUCCAAUAGGGUGGUCCUCUAUUAUGUAUGAAAAAAAAAUAACCAAAUUUUUCAAAUUACUCCCCCCUAAUAAGUUCCAUUACUAAAAAUAAUGAUAGAAAUAAAGUUUUAGACAAAUAAAAUAAAUUUAACCCAUGCCACAACAGCUCUGAAGUUACAAAUAUAGACAAUUUUUCAAAAUCGUUAAGUUUUUGUUAUAAAACCAACACAACUCUAGAGAAAAGAAUUUCACGAUAAAUUCUUUAGAUUAUAAAUUAAAGAAAACUAAAUUUACAAUAGUUGAAAGACUUUUUAUUUUAUCAACCAUUAGAAGAACGUAAACUGGAAAUGAUAUUUUUGUUCUUAUAAACAAUUUUUUAGAAAUUAAUGAAAUUCCCUGGUCAAUAUGCACUGACGGCGCAGCUGCCCUUACUGGUUCAAAAAUAGGUUUUAAAGCUAAGGUUUUAGAAGUGUCUUCAAAUAUAAUGUUUAACCAUUGUAUGAUUCAUAGAGAAGCUUUAGCUUCCAAAAAACUUCAACCAGAUGUUAAUAAAGUACUCCUUAAUGCUAUAAGUGUAAUAAAUUUUAUAAAAUCAAAGUCAUUAAAUUCCAGACUUUUUACUAUACUUUGCAAUGAAAUGGGUUCUGACCAUUAA